Capronia coronata CBS 617.96 is the source of this 1479-nucleotide messenger RNA. Its product is annotated as CK1/CK1/CK1-G protein kinase. Lineage: Eukaryota; Fungi; Ascomycota; Eurotiomycetes; Chaetothyriales; Herpotrichiellaceae. Gene Ontology annotation, cellular component: cytoplasm; nucleus. The coding region runs from base 1 to 1479 and encodes 492 amino acids. Gene Ontology annotation, molecular function: ATP binding; protein serine/threonine kinase activity. The transcript has 5 exons. The record is from RefSeq and is a predicted model, not a curated record. Gene Ontology annotation, biological process: peptidyl-serine phosphorylation; endocytosis; signal transduction.
AUGGCUUCAUCGUCGUCGAAUGUCGUGGGCGUUCAUUACCGCGUGGGAAAGAAAAUAGGAGAGGGAUCUUUUGGCGUUAUUUUUGAGGGCGUGAACCUUCUCAACAACCAGCAGGUUGCCAUCAAAUUCGAACCAAGAAAAAGUGACGCCCCGCAACUUCGGGAUGAGUACCGAACAUACAAAAUCCUGUCUGGCUGCCCCGGCAUUCCCAAUGUGUAUUACUUCGGGCAAGAAGGUCUGCACAACAUUCUCGUGAUUGAUCUUCUCGGUCCAAGCUUGGAGGAUCUCUUCGACCAUUGUGGCAGACGCUUCUCUAUCAAGACAGUAGUCAUGGUUGCCAAACAAAUGCUUUCUAGAGUGCAGACAAUACACGAGAAGAACCUGAUUUACCGCGACAUCAAACCCGACAACUUCCUGAUCGGCAGGCCCGGUACCAAAGCAGCAAAUGUCAUCCACGUCGUUGAUUUCGGCAUGGCAAAACAAUACCGCGAUCCGAAGACGAAGCAGCAUAUUCCUUACCGCGAACGAAAGUCCUUAUCCGGAACCGCGCGCUACAUGAGCAUCAACACACAUCUAGGUCGCGAACAAUCCCGACGAGAUGAUCUGGAGGCUUUGGGACAUGUCUUCAUGUACUUCUUGAGAGGUGGUCUCCCAUGGCAAGGGCUGAAGGCAGCUACAAAUAAGCAAAAGUAUGAGAAGAUUGGAGAGAAGAAGCAGACGACCGCCAUCAAAGAUUUGUGCGAAGGAUUCCCUGAGGAGUUCAACAAAUAUCUCAGCUACGUCCGGAAUCUAGGGUUCGAGGAUACUCCAGACUAUGACUUUUGCCGCGAUCUGUUCACUCAAGCCCUCAAAAACACGGGCGAAGUGGAAGAUGGAGAGUAUGACUGGAUGAAGUUGAAUGGUGGACGCGGCUGGGAAGCCAUGAAGGCCCAUCCAUCUGCCCACGCACUGCACAACAUCAACGGCCCGCCCGAUGCGUCGGCUCGAGCUCUGCAUGGAGCGUCCGCCGUCCGAGGGCAAGAAGGACAACGCCCGUCUCGCGACCGAGGUGCAAUUUCGGCGGACCGUUUAAACGCGGCGCAGCCCCCGCCCCCAGGGUCACCGGCCAAGCCAGGAGUGGCAGCCAUGGGGAAGAACGCUCGCGAUCGCACAAGCGGCGUCGCCGGGGGCAACCUUCCGAAGAGAAGUAGUGGAUUGGCCGGGCAGCUGGACAUGAAUACUCCCCCGGCAAGCACUCAAGCCCAAUUCCAAACCAGCAAUGCCAAUUUGGUAGGCCAACAACCAAGAACGAGUGCCGCUACCGGAGCCUUGCAGAACAACCAGGGCCGUCCAUCCCAACAGCAUGAGCAGCAUCCUGGCUUCUUCCAAAAGAUGAUGAAGGCGCUCUGUUGCGGUAGGUGCUACCAAGAAUCUGACCGAGGCCAGUUACUGACUCUUCGACAGGCUGAACCGCUCAAUAGCGUGCCCGCUUAUGUUUGA